AUGCGGGAGAAUCAUCCCGAACUCUACUUUGCGACCGGGGAUGUCGUCCUGCAAGCAAAGCUCUCAUCAGAUGCAGGGCAACAGAAAUUCCAGAUGUUUUGCGUACACAAGACUAUCCUGAGCUUUCACUCGGACGUGUUCUCCAAUCUCUUCGCCGACGGCUGUGCGAAACUCGAACAGAGUUAUGACGGCCGACCACUGGUGGACAUGCUCGACGAUGCCUACGACCUCGCCCGUCUUCUCCUAUACGUAUACAAGCCAUCCGAAUAUCUGCUACGCCCGUGCCACCCGGACACCCCUCUCGAGCUCAGGGGCGUCGUCAGACUCGCUGGCAAAUAUCUUAUGGACCAGGCACGCGCGGACAUGAUCAAACGAGUCACGAUGGACUGGCCAGUAACUCUGCAAGACUGGGAUGUCCGUGACGGUGUAGACGCCAUGCACAACCAACACUACUGGCAGUCUGCCGGUGGCGAUGCCUGGGUCGACCGCAUGCCAGAGCCCGUUUCCGCCAUCGUCUUUGCUCAGGAA
Messenger RNA from Trametes versicolor FP-101664 SS1, 528 nucleotides. RefSeq lists its product as uncharacterized. Gene Ontology annotation, molecular function: protein binding. The transcript is spliced from 2 exons. The annotation marks the transcript as partial. Lineage: Eukaryota; Fungi; Basidiomycota; Agaricomycetes; Polyporales; Polyporaceae. The record is from RefSeq and is a predicted model, not a curated record.